UGGAUCCCAUUGACGAUAAUAUCCCCUCAUCCAUUACUAAUUAAUCUGGAUUUGAGUACACCAUUAAUGGCUGCGCCCCACUCCUCCCCAGCUCCUUCUCCACCUCUUCAUCAGAAGCCCGAGGAUCACCAGGCAACACAACAAAGUGGUCAUCAUCAUAUCUCCGGACUGAAUGCUAGCAAUGGAGGGAAGCCCCCAACGAAGAUAACAUGGUUUCUAAAGCGUUUCAAGAAGAAAAAAACCGGUGGUUGGACCUCAGCCACUUUCUUGCUAGUAAACCAAGGGCUUGCGACGCUGGCGUUCUUUGGGGUAGCGGUGAACUUGGUGCUGUUCUUGACGAGAGUUUUGGGGCAGAGUAACGCCUCUGCGGCAAACAACGUCAGCAAAUGGACCGGAACGGUGUACCUCUGCUCUCUAUUGGGCGCCUUCUUCAGCGACUCCUACUGGGGCCGCUACCUUACAUGCGCCAUCUUCCAGCUCAUUUUCAUCACGGGGCUUUUGCUCUUGUCCUUGGUGUCAUGGGCUGUGUUGAUAAAGCCAGAGGGGUGCGGUGACGGCGUAGCCGCGUGCAAGCCGCCGACCACGUACGGGUCGGCCACAUUCUACCUGGCCAUCUACCUGGUGGCGCUGGGGUACGGGGGGCACCAACCCACGGUGGCCACCCUGGGGUCCGACCAGUUCGACGAGUCGGACCCCAAAGAGGCCUCUUCCAAGGCGGCUUUCUUCGGGUGCUUCUACUUCGCCCUCAACCUCGGCUCCCUCUUCUCCAACACCAUACUGGUCUACUUCGAGGACAACGGGUGCUGGAACUUGGGGUUCUGGGCGUCUGCCGCCUCCGCCGUGCUGGCGCUGCUCCUCUUCUGGCUCGGCUCGCCGGGUUACACUUGCGUGAAGCCCUUCGGCAACCCCAUCUACAGGAUCGCCCAAGUGUUCACGGCCGCUUUCCAUAAGCUGCAUGUGAGACUCCCCGAGAGGCGGGAGGAGUUGUACGAGGUUGACUCCUCCCAUCCUUCUGUUAUUGCUGGAACUCGGAAGAUCCUACACACUGACAACUUGAGGUGCUUGGACAAGGCGGCAAUUGUGACCCGAGAUGAGCGGUACGGGAAGCCGAACCCGUGGAGGCUCUGCACAGUGACCCAAGUGGAAGAGGCGAAAUGCGUGAUAAGGAUGCUCCCCAUAUGGGCCUGCACCAUAAUGUACUCCGUCAUCUUCACCCAGAUGUCCUCCCUCUUCGUGGAGCAAGGGGAGGCGAUGGACCCCCGCCUCCGCGGCUUCCGCCUCCCCGCCGCCAGCAUGUCCGCCUUCGACAUCUGCAGCGUCCUCCUCUGCACCCUCCUCCACCGCUUCCUCGUCGUCCCCUUCGCCUCCUCCCUCAGCAACAACCCCAGGGGCAUCACCGAGCUGCAGCGCAUGGGCGUCGGCCUCGCCAUCGGGAUGCUCGCCAUGGUCGCCGCCGGCGUCACCGAGAUCCAGCGGCUCCGGCGGGUCUCCCCGGGGGAACAUGCCAGCAGGCUGAGCAUCUUCUGGCAGGUCCCCCAGUACGUCCUCGUGGGGGCGUCGGAGGUCUUCAUGUACGUGGGGCAGCUGGAGUUCUUCAACGGGCAGGCCCCCGACGGGAUCAAGAGCUUCGGGAGCUCCCUGUGCAUGGCGUCCAUGUCGGUGGGGAACUACUUCAGCAGCAUGCUGGUGAACGUGGUGAUGGCGGUCACCGUCCGCGGCGGGGCGGUGCCGGGGUGGAUACCGGAGGACCUGAACACGGGACACAUGGACAGGUUUUACUUCCUCAUUGCCGCCCUCGCCGCGGCGGAUCUUGUGGUGUUUGUCAUGUGCGCCAAAUGGUACAAGUGCAUCAAGCUUGAGGAGACCAUUAGUGUGGAGGAGGAGGAGGAGGAGGACUCAACGUCGCGCUUGAAAGAAGGGCAGCUAGACGAUGAGUUAGAUCGGGUUUGAUUGAAUAUGAAUAUAAUGUUCUCUCGGUUUGAAAAAAAAGAUUCCAUCUCCAUUUUUUGCACGUCCCACAAAAGAUUUUUUAACUCACUUGAAAUACUUAAGAUACUCAUAAAUUAAUUUCUACUCACAAAAAAAAAUGGGGUUUACUUUAAAAAAUUUGGUGGGAGUUUAAAUAUAUUCUAGGAUGAGCAAAAAAUGAUGGUGAUUUGU
Molecule: messenger RNA, 2160 nt
Organism: Cuscuta campestris
Lineage: Eukaryota; Viridiplantae; Streptophyta; Magnoliopsida; Solanales; Convolvulaceae
Source: the annotation of a GenBank genome assembly